Aspergillus ibericus CBS 121593 is the source of this 327-nucleotide messenger RNA. RefSeq names its product ribosomal protein P1 (gene rpp1). The record is from RefSeq and is a predicted model, not a curated record. Bases 1 to 327 code for a protein of 108 amino acids. Gene Ontology annotation, biological process: cytoplasmic translation; translational elongation. Gene Ontology annotation, cellular component: cytosolic large ribosomal subunit; ribosome. The transcript has 4 exons. NCBI's taxonomy places the organism in Eukaryota, Fungi, Ascomycota, Eurotiomycetes, Eurotiales, Aspergillaceae. Gene Ontology annotation, molecular function: ribonucleoprotein complex binding; protein kinase activator activity; structural constituent of ribosome.
AUGUCUACUGCCGAGCUCGCCUGCUCCUACGCCGCCCUCAUCCUUGCGGAUGACGGCCUCGAGGUCUCCGCCGAGAAGAUCCAGACUCUCCUGUCUGCCGCCAAGGUUCCCGAGGUUGAGCCCAUCUGGACUUCCAUCUUCGCCAAGGCUCUCGAGGGCAAGGACAUCAAGGACCUCCUGACCAACGUUGGCUCCGCUGGCUCUGCCGCUGCUGCCCCCGUUGCCGGUGGUGCUGCCGCUGCCGCCCCCGCCGAGGCUGCCGCUGAGGAGAAGGAAGAAGAGAAGGAGGAGUCCGACGAGGACAUGGGCUUCGGUCUCUUCGACUAA